CCUCAACCUCAACACCCCUCUAGCUAUCCUACUAGUGACUUACGAGCGUUAUUUCCGCACUCCUCUCACGAAUCCGACAUUCCGGCGUCACUCAGCUCCGCCUUUUUUGAACCUGGGGCCCCAUGCUCUGCCGGUGUCCACUUUCGGCUACCCCAGAUACAGCAUGGUGGGCUCAAAGGCACCCCAUAUCCAGCUAGGUGGAACCCUCGUUAAUUGCCAUGCGGUUUCCUGUCUUGCCCCCGUCCUGGUCUUGGCGGGCAAGCAUCUCAAUCCUCACCAAAUGCAUAAAUAGUUACGAGGGUCCCGCAUCCAAUGGACCGCCUCAGCCGUAUCUUCAGUUGGAAGGAGAACGCCCACCUAUUGCUAAUAUGGUUCUCGGCAAACUUGAUGGUUACGCUUUGGAGGUCACUUUGACCGCCGCAAACUCUGCUGCGCAGGCUUGGUACGGUUAUGAUCAGGUAUUAGAACCAGCAAGUAUCUCCCUCACCGAGAGUUUUUUACUGAAGGAUAGGAAGGGUGUCAUUAGCGGUAUCUUGAUCAGCUCUGACUUCAUCAAUACUUUCCCGCAAACCAAGGAUGCAGAUAUCCAAGGAAUCACAGCGAGCUGCUUCUCUCUUGGAAACCUCGUCGGAUGCCUUCUGGCAGCUGUCUUUGGUGAUCGUUUGGGACGGAAGAACACACUUCGCUGUGGAGCUGCCGUGAGUGCAAUUGGAGCUGUUCUUCAGUUCGCAGCUGCAACCUUCCCGAUGCUUAUUGUUGGCCGUGUAAUCAACGGGUUUGGAAAUGGAAUGACUAGCUCUACGUGCGGUAUUUACCAAGCAGAGUCCUGCCGAGGAGCAAGGAGAGGGAAACUUUCGGUCAUUGUCGUGCUUCAUAAUGUCAUAUUCUAUAUGAUCGGCAGUUGGCUCACUCUUGGCUGUUCAUUCAGUGGGAGUGGGGUUCAGUGGAGGCUCCCUUUGGCUAUACAACUGGUUCCCUGUUUUGUCCUCGUCAGCCUUCUACCUCUCCUUCCGGAAUCUCCUCGAUGGCUUCUUAUGCAUGACCGAACUGACGAGGCGCAUGAAGCCCUCCGGCGUUAUCUGGGAAAGGCUCUCGCUCAUGACGAUCCUAUUGUUACCAAGGAGCUUAUGUCUAUCUCUGGCGCUAUUGAAAUCGAACGUCGCUCGCACAUAUCGUUCAAGCAGGUUCUCCUUCAGAGGGAUAGAUCCGGCCAUCUUAAGAGGCUCCUCUUGGGUUGUGGCACACAAUUUAUGCAACAAUUUGGUGGAAUCAACGCUUUGAAUUACUACUUCCCGGUCAUUUUGGAGAACAACAUCGGCAUGAGUGAGCUCAUGGCUCGUAUCCUGACAGGCUGUAAUGCGACCUCAUACGCCAUUUCAUCAGCCCUGUGCUUCUGGAUGAUUGAACGCUUUGGUCGUCGUUCGCUCAUGAUGUAUGGUGCUGCACUGCAAUUUCUUGCGUAUGUUAUGGUUGCCAUUGCAGUUGCUUUGCUAUCGACCGCCCCCUUUGAAUGGGGAGCUGUUGCAAUUACUUUUCUCUUUUUCUACUAUGCGGCGUUUGGAUGUACAUGGGGAAUGGUGCCUUGGGUAUACCAGGCAGAAGUGAAUUCUUUGGCAAUGAGAACGAGAGGAGCCGCUGCGGCGACCGCAACCAACUGGCUUUUUGGGUUCGUAUGUACACAAUUCACGCCAGUGGGUAUUAGGGACAUAGGAUACCGCUUUUACAUCAUCUUCGCAUGCUUUAAUCUCAUUUUCAUUUUUGUGGUCUACUUCCUCUACCCAGAAACUAGCAAUCGUACCCUCGAGGACCUCGAUGCCUACUUCGAUAAAGACUCCCCACACAGGACUAUCAUUCCAAUUGGAGAUAGAGUUGCCAAACAGCGAUCUCGACCGGCGGAGGCAAUUGAGGCAGAGCAGAUGCGUAUAGAGGCCGCGGAAAUGGGCAAGGAUGUUGAUGCAUCGAAGACACAUACCACACACAUUGAACACAUUGAGCCUUGAACCAUCACGACUCUUUACAUUCGACGGUUGUGGGUUUCUGAUCUACCUCGCAAAAGCCAGGAUUUUAGCGUAAUCCUUCAGCAUACCCAUUUCCUCGAUAUGUACAUGUAUUUACAGAUAGAGCAAGUAUAAAUAUACAAUGGUCCCCUCUCUUGA
Molecule: messenger RNA, 2156 nt
Organism: Lindgomyces ingoldianus
Lineage: Eukaryota; Fungi; Ascomycota; Dothideomycetes; Pleosporales; Lindgomycetaceae
Exons: 7
Coding region: 219-2000 (593 amino acids)
Biological process (GO): carbohydrate transport; transmembrane transport
Cellular component (GO): membrane
Molecular function (GO): carbohydrate:proton symporter activity
Source: RefSeq, a predicted model, not a curated record